GGCCCGGGCACAGUCCGGUGCGAGUCCCGCCUGACGGAGAAGGCCAGACAUGGCGAGCAAAGUGCCAGUCCCGCUGCCCACGGUGCUGAUGUCCGUACGCGCCUGGCUGGGGGCCCCGGGGCGGGAGGCGGUGCAGUUACAGCUUCUCCUGGGACCGGACAGUGUGCGGGAUUUCCGACUCUCAUUGCGGGGCCUGACGGGAACGACUGUGACAGACUUUAAGCUGAGAGACAUCUCCUACGAGCAGAAGAGCGCUAAGUGCCACGAGUUGCAGGUUCCGGGGCUCCCGGGCAGCUCCCUAGAGUUCUCCUUUGAUGAAGAACGAGAAGGCCAGAAAUGGUGGACUGUGCUGAGCAGCUCUCUCCGAGAAGCAAGGAAAGAUGUGCCCAAUCACGGCAACGGAGGGGCCAAACCUCCUGUACUCGAUAGGCCAGCGAUGCCGCCGAACAAGAAUUCCUACAGGAGCCUCUCAGCGGAGGCACCGGAGAUGCCCAUAGACUUAUGCACAAAGGAAGAAUUAGGCCUCCGCCUCAGCAGAGCCAUAGAGUGUGGGGACCAGGAACUGGCGGCCCAGUUUGCCGCGGCGCUGGCAAAGCAGAAGGUUUCCCUCCAGAUCCAGUUAAAGCCGUCCUGCUACCCGAAAACGGAAAUCUGUAUGAAGGUGGGGGUCGAGGACGCGUCGGAUUCGGUGAACAUCUCAACGUACGUUCAGCCCCAAACUACCAUCUCCUUGCUCAAACAGCAGAUAUUCCGGGAGCACCAGUUCCACCCGAGCAUUCAGCGGUGGAUCAUUGGCCAAUGUCUGUGCUCGGAUGACAGGACAGUCGCUUCCUAUGGAAUAAAAAGAGACGGGGACACGGCCUUUCUCUACCUGUUAACCGCCAAGCAGGCCAAACUGGGCGCGCAGGAUCCGUAUCCGAGGGUUAACCCCGCGCAGCCUGGCGUCUCUGCAGCUGAUAAACCAAGAGCCAAUACCCUUCCGCACCGGCCAGCACCAAGGCCCAGUGUCUCUCAGAGGGUGGAGCGGGCGGAACAAGCAAAUAUAGCGGAGGUGGCCAAUAAAUUGCACUUGGAAAUGGAAUCACUGAAUCUGUCGGCAGCUCCUCCUACCCAGGCCGGCUGGGCUUGUUCUGACUGCACCUUCAUCAAUAAGCCGACCAGGCCGGGCUGUGAGAUGUGCAGCGCCCCCCGGCCCACAGCCUACGUGGUCCCAGAGGAAUAUAAACCCGACGAUAAGGAGCGGAAGCGACUGCAAAUGGAGCAGGACAGUUUGCAGCAGUACAAAAAGGCCUUGGAGGAGGAGAGAUCUCAGAACUUCCAGCACCUUCUGCAGCUGGACAACGAGGUUCUGAUCCCAAACCAGGAGCCCAUUGAUUGUCUCAUUUGCUUCUCAGAGGUCCCAGUAGGGGGCGGUGUUCUGCUGAGAGAGUGUCUGCACAGCUUCUGCAGGGAAUGUCUGCGCCAACUGGUGAACUGCUGCGAGGAACCCGAGGUGUCGUGUCCCUUCCGAGAUGAGACCUACGCGUGUAACAGCAAACUGCAGCAGCGAGAGAUCCGCGCCUUAGUGGCGCAGGAGGAGUACAGUCGGUUCCUGGAGAGGGGGCUGGUGGUUGCCGAGAGCAGAAGCCAUGACAGUUACCAUUGCCGCACAGCCGACUGCCGGGGUUGGUGCGUUUAUGAAGACUCCGUCAAUGAGUUCACCUGCCCCAUUUGCCACGCCCAGAACUGCCUCACCUGCAAGGCCAUACACGACGGGAUGAAUUGCCGCGAGUACCAAGACGAUUUGCGGAUCCGAGCGCAGAACGACGCAGCCGCCAGGCAGACCAAUGACAUGCUCAAGACGCUGGUGCAGACCGGGGAGGCGAUGUACUGCCCCGUGUGUCAGAUCAUUGUACAGAAGAAGGACGGAUGUGAUUGGAUCCGCUGCACCAUGUGUCAGACUGAGAUCUGCUGGGUGACGAAGGGCCCGCGCUGGGGGCCACAGGGCCCCGGAGACACGUCGGGAGGCUGCCAGUGCAACAUCAAUGGGAAGAAAUGUGACCCCCGGUGUCAGAACUGUCACUGAGUACAAAGGGGAGGGGCUUCCUAUUUGCCCUUACGGCUGGACUGUUUCUAUGGCAACCACCGUGUCUGGGGUGGGAGGGGAUCAUUGCGGCCCACCAGCAGACUCUGAGAAUUCCCCCAUCUCCCACCUCAGUGUGCACUGAAUUCAUGCCCCAUGGUAUUUAUUCUGCCCCCAGAAGGGGCAAUAACAGGGUACAGGGGCAUUCACAAUAGGCCCUGGCAUUUCAAGCCCACUGUGGCCCAAUAGACAGUGACCGUGGCGCCGUAGCUCCGGGCUCGGCUGCAGCCCCUACGGUUCAACCCCCUCCUCAUCCUCGGCUGUUGGCCCAAACCCACCGCAUUGGGGUAUGAAAGGGGGCAUUAAGCAUUAUUUGCCCUAUCCUAAACUCAUUAAUCUCUGGUUUUUGUUUGCAUUUGAAUUUCCUUUUGGUUUGACUUCCCCUUGAAUUUCCCUGUUACGUAUAUAACAACCUCGGGGAUUGGUUAGUGAAGCGCUGCCUUUACUUCCUGUCCGUCGCUCACGGUCCCUUUCCUGCGACACUAAAGUGAUUUCUGCCUGAUUUUUGUCUCCUUUGGAAAUCGAAUCUAUAACAAUAAUAAUAAUAAUGCUUUAUAUUUGCAAGAA
Xenopus tropicalis (tropical clawed frog) is the source of this 2689-nucleotide messenger RNA. It is a transcript of the gene rbck1, whose product is annotated as RanBP-type and C3HC4-type zinc finger containing 1. NCBI's taxonomy places the organism in Eukaryota, Metazoa, Chordata, Amphibia, Anura, Pipidae. Gene Ontology annotation, molecular function: ubiquitin protein ligase activity. Gene Ontology annotation, biological process: protein ubiquitination. The coding region runs from base 50 to 2065 and encodes 671 amino acids. The record is from RefSeq and is a predicted model, not a curated record. The transcript is spliced from 14 exons.